GGAAAAAAAAUGCAGCGAUCAUCAAACAGAUAAAUCUCGAUCAAGGUCCCCCGCGCGUGCCGGCGAAAAUGAAUCAAAUUAAAAACUGAACACACUCCCUCGCUCUAAUCUUCUCCUUAAGCCUGUUUAUUGAAGACUUGUGUGGGUCGCUGUGUGAAAGGCAACAUUCCAGUCAUGACUUCCCUUCUGCAUCUGUUCAGACAAAGUCCGGUGAUAACAACAUCCUUGGCAGGAUGCUUCGUGCCGAUUUUUGGCACAGUUCUCGCGGAUGGCUUUGCGGAUUCCGCAGCUGUCCAGGCCACAACAGUCGCUGAAUCCGGAGGUCAGAAGAUCCUCAAGAUCAUGACUGGUCGCCAAUUGCCAUUCUAUGGAGACCCAGAAACACUACACGAUCCUCUUUUCCGUAAUGAAAUCCCACUUCGAGAACCUCCAAAAAGAGGUAUAGAACGGGCCACUUCCUCCAUUUCAGGUGCAGUUUCCAAUAUUCAAGAGCCGAACAACGCAGCCCUCAAAAUUGGCAUGAUCUCGCUCGGAGGGAUUGCUGGCUUCUUUCUUUCCAUGUCGAAGAGCUUGCCAAGCAAAGUCGCCCUGCCUCUUGUUGGAGCUUUCGGGAUGGCCGCGUUUUGCUACCCGUACAGCUUGCCGAACAUCAAGAAGAACUUGAGCGAAGAAUGUAAACGAAGUGGAGAAAUGACCUUCUGGUUUCUCCGCAGUCUUUACUGCGACGCCAUGGAAACUGUAAGCAGUAAUCGGGCAAAUCUGCUUGACGCUAGUUUACCAUUCGAAGAGGCCUCAGCUCUAGAAAUCACCACGAUGCAGCAAAUGGAUGCCGGCAGAGAAGCACCGAUGAGCUCUUUGGUGACAAUGCUCCCACCUCCUCCAUCCAUCACGUCCACCGGCGGUUGGCAUAACAUCAAGGAGUAAGCUUCACUCACCAUUUCGUCGUUAUUCCGUGUAUCGUUCUUCGAAGUUAUUCGUUUUCAGUAUUUUUUUUAUUCACAUUAAAAUGAAGGAAUAAUUUUCUCGAUCCGUGUUCAGAAAGUGGAUUCCUUCGUUUAAACUCACCGGUAAAUGUUGCGUUCCACUUCGUGAACGUACAGCGGAUAUGAUUCACCAAUAAAGAUCGCGCUCUAUUUCACUCCGAGUAAUGAAAAA
Molecule: messenger RNA, 1155 nt
Organism: Notodromas monacha
Lineage: Eukaryota; Metazoa; Arthropoda; Ostracoda; Podocopida; Cyprididae
Source: the annotation of a GenBank genome assembly